UGAGCCUGUCGACGUCAUUACACUUAAACUUUCACUUUCAGCUUCCUCCAACUAUCGGCUCCGCUUCUCACCACUUAACCAUAGCAUACUUACCCUAUAAUGUUUUUUUAGUUUAUAAAUAAGGUUACUUGACAUGUUUCUCUCGGUUCAGAACAGAAGCAGCUUGGAUUUCCCCUCAUUUUUGACAGUUUAACGGACGAACAAUAAGAUGUCGCCGCCUGUGACAUCCAUGAUGUUGGUCUGUUGUUUACUGGCUGCUGUGUCCGCAGACUCCGAGAUUAUACUCUACAAGAGGGUGGGCGAUGAAGUUGUCCUCAAACCAGGUACUGCCUCUGUGCCUGGCAUCAUCACCAACAUCAUGUGGAAAGAUGGUCCUAACAUCGCCAUCCAGUGGGAUGGAACAGAUAUUUAUCUUUAUCGUCAGUUCAAUGAACGUGGUAGCCUGAACACUUCAAGUGGAGAGAUGACAAUCACAGGACUGACUCAAGAUGACAGUGGAGUGUACACACCAGAAAUCAACAACAAGAAAGCCAGUCCAACUCAUCUCAUCGUCAUCUUUCCCGUCCCUGUACCCACUGUUAUUAAAUCCUGUGAUGAUGAGAAGACCAGCUGUACUUUGACCUGUUAUGGAGAAACCACAGAAAACACAGGCACUGUCACCUACAGGUGGAAGUUAGGUGACAAAGUGUUGACAAAUUCAUCAAAGGAGCAACACAUUACAAAGGAGAACAGUUCGAAUAUAAAUGAGUUCAGCUGUGAGCUGGAGAAUCCAGUCAGUCAGGAGAGCAGCCAACCCCUCCCCAACCCUUUCACCACAAUACCUGAAAUUCCAGCACGAGUAGGCAAUCGGAAAAUUUCCACAGGAGUCACAGUCUUCAUCUCUCUGCUGGCAGCUCUACUGGUGCUGGUUUUCAUUCACAGAUGUAAAGCAGGAAUGUGGUUCUUCCAAAAAGCAUCCAUGCCAUGGGAAGCAGACUUCUGGAGGAAGAAUGAGAGGCCACGAAGAGAUGUUGCUGAAUCUAAUGGCACCACUGCUCAUUGGGAGAAGGGACAAACAGACGAAGAAACACCGAUGACGUAGGCGGCCAAACAACGCCAAGUAAUGGACCCGUCAGGUGUAAAACAAGACGAUUCAAGAAGAUCCAGAGUGAAGCUGAAAUGUUUCAGGAAAUCCAGAAGUGUACAUGUACUUCUGGAUUGGUCUGUCCUGUGUUUACAGUGCACAAAUUAUUGAAAAUCCCUUAAUAGCAGUGUCAGCUCCAAUGCUUCAAAUCGAAAAUUAAUAAUAAAGCAAAAAGUGAGAGGGGAAUUAUCCUAAAGCUACUUUCAAAAAAUAGGUUUUUGAUAUUGUUUAUGCCGUUUGAAGCCACAAAACUGAGCAAAAGUGGGUAUCAAGGCAUAUUCAAGACUCAGCCUUGCUCCUCUUUUACUCUACAUGUUGCAGUAAAUAUAUUAAAUCUGCUGCUACUCAUUUUAAACAGAAUACAUUGGUUUAUACAGCAGCUAUUACCUGCUGGGACCUACUAAGUCACAUGUAUUAAACUUUUAACAUUUAAAAGACACUAAGAAAUAUUGAAGUUAUUUAGAAUGACAUAAAAUAAAUAAAUAGCCCAUAAUGUAAUAAAAGCACUGACAAAGAGAAAAGCUUUUAUAUGUGAAGCAGAGCUCUUAUCUUCCUGAGGUCGGUUUCUAGACAAUAGGAGGAAACCCUGCAAAGUGCCCUUUCCUGUGACUGACAUACCUGACACCAACUGGUACCUGGAGCUCAUUAAACCCCCCCUGCCUGAGGAUGAUUUGUGAUUUGAGGCAGGUCUGGUGUGGAUUCAUGCAGCCUCACAGUGUUAGAGAAGAGCUUGGACUGUGUGGGGAGGAAGUGGACUGAUAGCAGAGGGGAAAAAGGGACGUCAUUGUCUGGUUUGGGCCGUCAGCUCAACCAACAAGCAAGGCUUUGUACAGUACUUUACCGCUGACUCCUCAGCAACAGCUACUAUGUGUGUGUGUUUAUGGCAAGUAUAUGAGCAAAAUAUUAGUGAGAUUUCAAGCUCGAACAAUCAUUAUUUUUUACUUUUUUGUUGUUUUUUGUUUGUUUUUUUGUCAUUGAAUGUUUAUUAUCACUUCCCUUACAAUGUAUGUGUAUUCUGCAUUUAGCUUUCAAUUCUGAAGGACAGAGUUGAAAUGUUUGGUUUUUUGACUUUCCGACACACUGUGUGUGCAAUAGAUGUGGAUGACCGGUUUGUUUUGCCCUUAAUAUUUUUUUCAUAUUCUUUUUUUGUCGUAGUUUAAAAUACAAUACAGCUGAAAAUGUUAGGCUUUUGGUUACAAGACUGCCCCUUUUAAAGGGACAGUUCACCCCAAAAUCAAAACUCCAUAUUUUUCCUCAUACCUGUAGUGUUAUUUAUCCAUCUAGAUUGUUUUGGUGCGAGUUGCAAAGUUUUGGAGAAAUCGGCCGUAGAGAUGUCUGCAUUUUAUAAUAUAACAGAACUAGAUGGCACUCGGCUUGCGGUGCUCAAAGUGACAAAAAAACACAUUUUAAUCUCAACAGUAGUGUCUCUUUCCAGAAAUCAUGACCCGGUUACUUAAGAUAAUCCACAGAUUUGUUAUGAGCAGUUUCAUAUAGGAACUUUUUUCUUUCUACUGAUAGUUACAUGUCUUUCCAACAGUAAAAUAAAGGAAUAAAUUAAAUCUUAAUUAAUUAGAUUUCUGUCUGUAGUCCAAAGUUGAACCACUUGAGGGCAGUCUGUGCACACAUAGCUUUACAUUUACUUAUGUCCCCUUAAUCACUUCAGUUUAUAGCUCAGUAUCCCUUAGAUUUAGACCAAAAAAAAAAAGCAAGCUUAGAUUUAAGGCUCCUUAAAUAUACUUUAAAAUAAGUGGUGGGGAGGAACAUAAGCAACAUUUAGGGCUCGACUUUGAUCUCAUACAAAUCAAAUUCAGUUGUUUUACUCCCUAAAGUUAAGUUUAAAUGGGUUUUAAGGUAUAAUAAAAAGAAGUUUUGUUCCCAAGUGAUUUUACAAUGUUUCUACAGGCCCAUCCUCUCAGUGAAAGUAUUCAAAUUUCAAUAUUUAAAAAAAGUAAAGGCAGCCAGUGUUGCAUUUGACAAACCAAACAAAGGUCCACAUUUAAACAAUGUCAAUUUCACACUAAAUGAAAUAAACCUCAGCAAAAGGAAGGCUGAAUCUGGUACAAAUGCAACACUGAAUGACUGACCAUCUGGGUGAACUGCUGAGUCAUUGCUUACUCAAAGGACUUAAGGCUAAAGGGCAAGACUGCAGACUUUACAGCAGCAAACAACUAAAUACAACUCUCACUUAGAUUACUCUGCCUGACAGAAUCUCCCAUGUUUCCUUCCUUGGAUAGUAGGUCUGUAGACACACAGUUAAACACAGAGCAUUUUCCAGAACAAGGAAAAAACUGGGCCCUGUUCUUCAAAUGUGGCUUAACUAAUUCAGGCUAACAUGCUGUUAUCAGGCAAAAAUAAUCCUGUUUAUUCUCAUCCAGCUAAUUUGGUUCUUGACCAAAGCAGUUUGGGGAUUGAUUUGUUAAUUCUGGAUGAAGUUAUCUUGAGCAACAGUGUGCACUUAUUUUGAAAUAAAGGCAAAAUGAGUAGAGAGUUUAAACCAUGAUCAGCAUUCAUAUGAUUGGUUGAUUGGUGGUUGGUUCCUUCAUUUUGUUUUACAUUUUGCUACAGUGUUUCCACACUUUGAUCACUGUUAAACAUUAGAUAUUACCAGUGAAUGUGGUCAGACAACAAGCGAUGUUGGUGCUUGAUUGAUGAGGUUGUCCCCAAUGGACGUGCAGAAACUUUUAAGUGAUAAUCAUAAGCCUGCUAUGAAAAUGAAGCUACUAAAAUCUCUUUGAAAAUCAGCUUUAAUUGCAUGAACAAUUCUAAGCAAAUUGAGUUCUGCAGUUAGUCUUUUAAUAGUCUAGAAUAUUUUAGUUGAGUUUGUCUUUGUGCUUAUAGUAUCAACUACAUUUGGAUUGGUUCUUUUUUAAUGUACAAACUUUUAUUUUGUGGUAUAUUUGAUCAUGUAUAAAUGUAGGUGACUCUUCACUGUGAAAAUUAAACUGAUAAUUACAUCAA
Siniperca chuatsi (mandarin fish) is the source of this 4081-nucleotide messenger RNA. RefSeq lists its product as uncharacterized. Lineage: Eukaryota; Metazoa; Chordata; Actinopteri; Centrarchiformes; Sinipercidae. Bases 209 to 1081 code for a protein of 290 amino acids. The transcript is spliced from 11 exons. The record is from RefSeq and is a predicted model, not a curated record.